This is a messenger RNA of Anoplopoma fimbria (sablefish), 1110 nucleotides long. Its product is annotated as CD276 antigen-like. The transcript has 5 exons. NCBI's taxonomy places the organism in Eukaryota, Metazoa, Chordata, Actinopteri, Perciformes, Anoplopomatidae. Gene Ontology annotation, biological process: negative regulation of T cell proliferation; positive regulation of T cell proliferation; cellular response to lipopolysaccharide. Gene Ontology annotation, cellular component: external side of plasma membrane. The record is from RefSeq and is a predicted model, not a curated record. The coding region runs from base 1 to 1110 and encodes 369 amino acids.
AUGACCUGGACCAAGUGUGUGGUGUUUGUGGUGGUCCUGAGCUUUCUGCAGAGUCGUGCAAAAGGAGAUGCUGAGGUGUCCUGUGUUUUCAUGCAGAGCUGCAUUUUACCGUGCAGCUUUAAAGCUGGCGAAGAUUUAGUCCUCCACUGGCACUUUCAGGUUGAAGGAGACAUUCCUGUUCACUCCUACUUCUAUAACAAAGACCAGUUAGACAAACAAAACAAGGACUUCAAAGGCAGGACGUCACUGUUCAACGACCAGAUCUCCAGAGGAAACGCCUCUCUCCUGCUGAGGGGGGUAAAGGUUCAGGACCAGGGCAAAUACAUGUGCUACAUCAGCUCCAAUACUCCCCCCGAGUCAUUCAUUAACCUAAAAGUGGACGCUCCGGUCCAUAAAGUCGACAUUCAGCAGGUAGAAAACAGGAUCACCUGCAGCUCAGAUGGGAUCUACCCUGAACCUGAGCUCACCUGGUCCACCAGACCUCCGUCCAACGUGACCCUGCAGAGCAACACCUCAGUCCAGCAGAAUGAACAGCAGCUCUACAGCAUCAGUAGUUCUCUGAGAGUUUCUGAUCUGGACUACAGCUGCACCGUCAGCACUCCUAGAAACAACAGGAGAGCCACGUGGUUUAAACCAACUUCCAUCACUGGCUCAGACACUGAAACAACAAUCCCCUGUACGUCCUCAAACACUCCUCUAACAGACCUCAUCUGGAGGUUCAACCACAGUCAGAUCAUCCUGAAGCAGACCGGGACCGACAACACUGUCUCAGAGGAGUGGAGGCAGCAGGUGAAGAGUGUUUCUGAGUACGGCAGCCUCACGCUAAAGGAGUUAACUUCAAAUCAAGAGGGGAUUUACACCUGUGAGCUCAGUAACGCUGAGGAGACAUACGUAACCAACACCUUUCUGAGGAUAGAGGAAAGUCCAGUAAAGGAGGCAAGAGACAGUCCCAAUAAUGAAGUAGCAAUUGUAGGCGUGGUGAUUGGAGCCGUUGUCGUUUUGGCAUUCAUCGCAGCAGCAACAGUCGGUAUAUAUAAAAGGAGACAGAGGCAGUCAGGAGGAGAGGACUCUACAGCCGGUGACAGAUCCAACGGUCCAAACUCUGUGUAA